UAAUUACUAUUACUUGUACCAAUGCUCCCAUUCUCCCACUGCUAAAAGCAAACAAAACCCAGAAAUGAAAUCUCAUCAAUACGUGAACGUCUCAUGUUGCUCCAAAUUUACCGAAGGAGCCAAGCACGUUUCUGAAGGUUUCAGCUCACCCAAUCAGACAACAGGCUGAGAAGGGGAGGCUUCUCUCAGGUUACACAGAGGAGUCCAUCUGUUACCCUAGACCUUUCUAGUAAGUCACGAGACGUGAGAGGGGAUCUGGAAGGCAGUUUGAAAGAGUUUUACUCUUUCUACAAAUUCUUAGCCCAAAUAUUUUUAUUUAAAGAGACGCAGAAGAAGAGGAGAAAAGCCCCACAGUGGGUGAGAAAGGACGGGUCAUGGACUGGCAUUCUGCCGGGUGGAGCCACCGUGGGGAAGGACAUUGCCUUUCCAGCUAGUGCCUUCAGCUUCUGUAAUAAAUGCAGCUGAAGGGGCCGUCCCUUCUUGAUGCUCCCAGAGGCCUUGGUUUUGAACUGCGUCCUCACCAAGGCCGUUUCUCAUCAUGCCAAACCAGCAGAAGAAGAUCAUCUUUUGCAUGGCUGGUGUGUUGAGCUUCCUCUGUGCUCUCGGAGUUGUCACAGCAGUGGGCACACCACUGUGGAUUAAAGCCACCAUCCUCUGCAAAACGGGGGCUCUGCUUGUCAAUGCCUCAGGGGAGGAGCUGAACAAGUUCACGGGCGAGAUGCAGUAUGGGCUUUUCCACGGAGAAGGCAUAAGGCAAUGUGGGUUAGGAGCAAGGCCUUUCCGGUUCUCAUUCUUCCCAGAUUUGCUGCAAGCCAUCCCCGUGAGCAUCCAUGUCAAUAUCAUCCUCUUCUCCAUGAUUCUUGUCGUCUUAACCAUGGUGGGGACAGCCUUCUUCACGUACAACGCUUUUGGCAAGCCCUUUGAAACUCUGCAUGGCCCAUUGGGGCUGUAUCUCGUGAGCUUCAUUUCAGGCUCCUGUGGCUGUCUUGUCAUGAUAUUGUUUGCCUCUGAAGUGAAAAUCCACCACCUCUCAGAAAAAAUUGCAAAUUUUAAAGAAGGGACCUACGCCUACAAAACGCAAAACGAAAACUACACCACCUCAUUCUGGGUUGUUUUCAUUUGCUUUUUUGUUCAUUUUUUGAAUGGGCUCCUGAUCCGACUUGCUGGGUUCCAGUUCCCUUUCACAAAAUCUAAAGAUACAGAGACUACUAAUGUGGCCGCAGACUUGAUGUACUGAAAAGCAAAUGUCUCCAUAAUUUCUCAGUAAGGGAAGGGACUUGCUUUGGCCACAUUUAGAGAUGGUUAAUUUCAUUGAUGCGUUUGGACUCCUUAAGCACCAAGCCUGCCCCUCCUCCCUUAAGCUAUGUUUACAGGAUUCCGGCUGGAAAACAGUGGAGGAGGCAGAGGGUGGUUUCAGAAAGUUGUUUUGCCUGGUGGGAAAAUGACUAGAUGGACAGAUGGUUACUCCAUGUAACUCGCUGAAGGAUAAGACGCAUGGUCUACCAAGGAGAACUCCACAGGCACACAGAAUAUAUUUUAAUAAAACAGAUGUUAU
Messenger RNA from Peromyscus californicus insignis, 1555 nucleotides. RefSeq names its product clarin 1 (gene Clrn1). NCBI's taxonomy places the organism in Eukaryota, Metazoa, Chordata, Mammalia, Rodentia, Cricetidae. Gene Ontology annotation, biological process: sensory perception of sound; equilibrioception. Bases 539 to 1237 code for a protein of 232 amino acids. The transcript has 3 exons. The record is from RefSeq and is a predicted model, not a curated record.